Molecule: messenger RNA, 1380 nt
Organism: Amphibalanus amphitrite
Lineage: Eukaryota; Metazoa; Arthropoda; Thecostraca; Balanomorpha; Balanidae
Exons: 4
Coding region: 1-1380 (459 amino acids)
Molecular function (GO): catalytic activity
Source: RefSeq, a predicted model, not a curated record
AUGAUCGAUGAGAUGAACGACAAGGAGCGCCGAAAGCUCAAUGUUGUCGUGCACAAUCUACAGGAACCAGAAGGAUUGUCGUUCUCUGAGAAGGCUGAACAGGACAGUAGCAGAUUCAAGGAAAUAAUAAAGGAGGGUCUGAAGCUCAUGGUGGAGACUACAAAAACAUUCAGAGUCGGCAAACUGACUGAUGAUGAAAUGGAGAGAAGUGGUCGAAGGAAACUAACAAUUCUGUACACAAACAUUGACCAAUACUUAAACAAGAGGGAGGACCUGGCCAUGUUCAUUUCAAACAACGAGCCUGAUCUGAUACUUUUGUGUGAGGUCAUCCCAAAAGCCCAGAGCCAUCCAAUGCACCCUGCAACCAUGGCCCUUCCAAACUAUACCAUGUUCCUGAACUUUGACCCUGUCAAGGAUAAACUGGGACAGGGGGGCGCUCGAGGCAUCUGCAUAUUUAUCAGUGCAAAGUGGCAGGCUACAGAGGUGUCUUUCCCAGCCUGCUCUUAUGAAGAACAGCUGUGGGUCAAGCUACCUUUGCUAGGUGCUGACCAGCUGCUCAUAGGAUGUCUGUACAGAAGCCCAUCCAGUGACGGAAACACCUCAACUGACAACCUAAUAUCUCUGCUGAAAACUGUUGUUUCCCAAAAGUUCUCCCACAUAGUGAUUACGGGUGAUGUGAAUAUGCCCCAGAUCGACUGGAACGAUCACUUCUCCCACGCUCCUGAUGGUCACUACACCAAAAGGUUUGUUGAGGGCGUACAGGAAUGCGGCCUCACCCAGCACGUAACCAAAGCCACAAGAUACCGUGCUGGCGAGAGAUCAAGCAGCCUGGAUAUCAUCCUCUCCAACGAAGAAGGCCUGGUGACCAACCUUGCUUAUCACCCACCUAUUGGCAACAGUGACCACAUGUUACUACAAUUUGAGGUGUGCUGCUACAUGCAGCCUGAGGUAGUGAAGGAGGGACGACUCAACUUAAACAAGGGCAACUAUCUACGGCUUAACAACCUGAUCAGACGGAGACAGUGGCGUGAUGAAAUGCAUAUGGAUAUGCAAGAACGCUACGACACCUUCAAGACCGAGUUAGCCCACCUGGUGAACGCAUGCGUCCCCAAAGCGUGUCCAAGGAAAAACAGAAGCAUCUACAUAAACAGGGAAGCCUUGAGGCUAAAGAACAGGAAAAAGAAGCUCUGGGCCGCUUACACUCGAGAAAUGGACGACAUCAGUCAUGCAAGGUACGUUCGCUGCAAAAACGACCUCAGGCGACUCCAGUGUCCUGAAAUUGAUUUUUCGGGGAGUGGUUCAGUCCUUGCUCCACUGCUCUUCACGCUGUACGUGAACGACCUGCCGGAGCCGCUACGCUGCGUGUUAGCGAGCAAAUAG